GCUUAACGGGUUUCACCUGCCUUCUGAACGACGACAAUCCCCACAAUCCGAAAUGCUUGCACGGACACUUGCGCACGGACGUCGCGCUGCGACAGCAUCGUCCGUCUCUGCAACUUGCUCACGACGUCUCCUCGCCACCCAAAAACAGGUGGUUCCCCAAGCGGCCAACCGGGCCGAUGUCUGGAGUGCUCACCAGCAAAAGAAGAGUGUCGCUAUGACCGGACCGCGAUUCGAACAGACCGAUUUUUCCCUUCAGCCAAAUCCGCUAUCCGCGCAAGAGCUGAUUGACAAAGUGCCCGUUACGUUUGUGGAGGCCCGUCGUGUCGCUUGUAAUGGAGGUGGCGGCGCUUUGGGACACCCACAAGUUUGGUUGAACUUGGACAAGGAUGAACCUCAAGCUUGCGGCUACUGUGGUCUUCGAUUUCAGCAGAAGCAUCAUCACUAGCGUGUCCAAGUAUUAUCAAUCGUCAAUAAAGGUGUUAGAUCUUUAGAACAGUCUUCACACUCAAAACAAUAUGAGGGUUUGCGGCAGGCGUAUGUGUGCACGGCGCAUUGCUCUUAGUAAGUUUAUAUCCCUCAAAAUACACCGUCAUCCUCAUUUCGAUAUCAAAUGAGUUUCUAUCAAAAUAUGCAAAACCGUUAAAUUUAUCCCGAGGGAGGAUGAGAAGCUGA
Molecule: messenger RNA, 672 nt
Organism: Spizellomyces punctatus DAOM BR117
Lineage: Eukaryota; Fungi; Chytridiomycota; Chytridiomycetes; Spizellomycetales; Spizellomycetaceae
Exons: 5
Coding region: 53-445 (130 amino acids)
Biological process (GO): mitochondrial electron transport, NADH to ubiquinone
Source: RefSeq, a predicted model, not a curated record